AUGUCUCGUUCAACAGAUCCGGGACACUUCUUCCAGAGCGAUGCCUCCGAAUCGACAAGGGCUCGGAGAGCUGCUAAGUCUGGCAACAAAAACGGAGACCCUAUUAUUCUUCAGUCAAAGAUUUUAAAGGCAAUAGCUGAUCCGUUUUCGACGAACUCUGUGUAUAUUGCAGAGAGUGCGGGCUGCGUUCGUAAAGUCAACAUAGAAAAUCGAAACACUAAGUCUGUUUACCGGGGACCAACGACACCAGUGACAUCGGUUGCUAUUGGCGGUGCCGGGGGAAAUACGGUGUUUGCAGGAUCAUGGGAUAAGGAUAUAUGGAGUUGGGACCGGGAGACUAGGGUAAUCGGUCGACGAUACAAAGGUCACUCUGAUUUUGUUAAGACGAUAUUGUGUACCAGGAUUGGGGGAAAGGAUUGCCUCAUAUCAGGAGGUGCAGACGCCAAGAUCAUCGUUUGGGAUACGUCGACAGGCGAGCGGUUGCAUACUCUUCGAGAUAAGAGUGACAAUAUGAUGGCUCUGCAGGACCUUGCCGUUGACAUCGAGGAGUCGUCUGAUUCUGAAGUAGUCCUUGUCUCUGCCAGUAGUGACCCUCAUAUUCGACGAUGGAGGAUAAGCUUGUCCUCCGCAUCUCAAAUAUUCGAUUCUUCUGACACAAUAACAUCCGAGUCCACCUCGUCCAAGAAUACUAUCCUAGAGCAUGAAACAAGCGUUUACAAGGUUCUAUUUUCGGGCAGCGAGGAGGACUCGGAUCUCUGGACUGCUAGUGCGGAUGGAAGUGCCAAAUGUCUCUCCAGGUCCCGCAAAUGGGGUGUCGAAGAAACCUACGUUCAUGGCGAUUAUGUGCGCGCCGUUGUUGUAACCUCUAAUUGGGCGGUCACCGCAGGACGAGACGAAGACGUGAAGGUUUGGGACCGAGCAACCGGGAAGCUUUGGCACACCUACGAUGGCCACUACGAAGAGGUUACUGAAUUGGUACUUUUGGACGAGAAGCGUGUGUUAAGUUUCAGUAUUGAUGGAACGAUUCGAUGUUGGCCGCUGGACAAGGUAUCACUAGAAGCUGCACGCAAAGAAAAGGAAGAUCAACUCGAAGGAAAAGUCAAGGAGGACCCAAUUCCAACUACUAGCAAAAGUUUGCUUACCGAGGAUGAGGAAGCUGAGCUGGCCGAGCUGAUGGGUUCAGAUGAAGAAUGA
Messenger RNA from Glarea lozoyensis ATCC 20868, 1194 nucleotides. Its product is annotated as WD40 repeat-like protein. Gene Ontology annotation, biological process: negative regulation of transcription by RNA polymerase II. Gene Ontology annotation, molecular function: protein binding. The transcript is spliced from 3 exons. NCBI's taxonomy places the organism in Eukaryota, Fungi, Ascomycota, Leotiomycetes, Helotiales, Helotiaceae. The record is from RefSeq and is a predicted model, not a curated record. The coding region runs from base 1 to 1194 and encodes 397 amino acids. Gene Ontology annotation, cellular component: nucleus; transcription repressor complex.